GUCGUGAAAAUUAGAAAUUAUUUUCGAAAUAGUAUUUUAUUUCCCUUUUUACUCCUUGAUUUCAAUAUGGGUAAUGGAACAGCGCUCAUGGACAGUGGCCGUAAAAAGCGGACCACCAUGCGCCGUGCGGCAUCCAAGGCUUGUAAGAGUGGCAGUGCCGCCCUGAAGAGUCCCAAGGGAAAGAAUAGAAGGAGCCGAGUCUCUAAGAGGAAAUCCUGCGCUAAACCCAAGAACCAGAGGCGGUCCACUAAGAACUGUCAUAAACGGGGUAAAAGUGGAAAGAAAGUAAAAUCAAUCAUGAAAAGGAAAUGUCAACGCAAGACUAAUCUGUGCCACGUCAAGUUUGAUGGCUGCCAGUGUACAGAGGAUCGAGCAAGAGGCCAGCAAAUGUGCCUUCAGUGCUUGGGAAACAUCUGUGGUCUGGCCAAGGCUGGUGUGACCCCCAGCGAGAUGCAACUGGUUCUAAGCCAUCGUUACAACAAGAGGCAGAAAUAGAC
This is a messenger RNA of Drosophila bipectinata, 497 nucleotides long. RefSeq lists its product as uncharacterized. NCBI's taxonomy places the organism in Eukaryota, Metazoa, Arthropoda, Insecta, Diptera, Drosophilidae. The record is from RefSeq and is a predicted model, not a curated record.